Molecule: messenger RNA, 5565 nt
Organism: Bactrocera oleae (olive fruit fly)
Lineage: Eukaryota; Metazoa; Arthropoda; Insecta; Diptera; Tephritidae
Source: RefSeq, a predicted model, not a curated record
ACACGAACGGCAAACGCCAACCGGUAAAUGGCUUAAGGCUUACGCUUUACGAUACUUACAAAACUAUAAAAAGAAAGCAGGAAAAAAAAUAGAAUUGAAUAUAGAAACCGGGCGCGAAAUGAAAACAAUUGACAAUACCACGGCCACAGCCAAUCCCGGAUAUCGGCUCGUUCGUCUACACCGUCGAACAAUAGAUAAAAAUUCACAAAUAUUAGUUGAUAGAACCUAACGAAAAAACAAAAGCUGCACGAUUAUUAGUUUGCAAAAAUUAGCAAACACAAAAAAAAAAAACAAGUUUAUAUUUUCACAUAUUCAUGGUUAUCCACACAUACUUACAUAUCUCUACUCAAUAUGUUAAUGUGUAUAUAAUUAUUUAUAAAUCGCACGCCUCUGAUCGUCAAUCAAGCCGUGUAGUGAAGAAAUAUGCCCACAAAGUCUAUGUUUGAACAUAUAUUUUGUUAGUAAAAUGAUCAAUUGCCCAACGCCCUAGAACGUGAGAAAGCGAUAAGUGGUCAAAAUAUAGAUCUUGAAAAAAAGUGAAGUUAACCGUUAAAGUUAUUUCAAGUGCCAAACAACCAAGAAACAAAAUUUAAAAAGGAUAUAUAAUUGCCGUAUAAUAAAUAGCGAGCAUGAUGCGGUCACCAAACGGGCGAAUGCCUCAACAGGGUCUGAACAGACUUUGGAUAGCCACCAUUUGUGCCAUUACCGCUUUGAGUGGAUCAUUUGUGAGCCCCGUUUUCGGAGCACCUGCCAAACUUGAUGGUAUUGCGCCACCACCAGAAUCACCUUUCCCUUUAGAAGCACAACCGACACAAUUUUCCGAUGCGAUUGCUGCGGCUCUUAAUAAUGAUAAUGGUGAGAGUAACGGUGACAGUGGCGUUAAAGGCUUCAUCAAAAAUCAACCGUCGGCGGUCGAUAGUUAUGGUAAUCCGAUUGAGACGCUUAAACCCAUCGAUACACCUGAUGGGCGGAAGGUAAUCAGUGCGCAGGGUUUACAAUUUGAAAUACCCAACUAUGCUUCGGGCAUAACUGAGAUAAAGAAGCCGGCCGACGACUUACUGCCACCAUUCAUUGAUCCCAUUGCCGUUGCUGUGUCGACUGAUUUGGCUGAUGGAGCAACCAGAACGAGCUCAGUUCCAGAACCUGUGGCUACAGCAAUCUCGGCAACGACUGUGGAUGUGGAAAAUGCGAAAGGGGCAAAUGUGGUUAUAUCGAGUCAAACAGACAAGAAAUUACCAAACCAUAAUAUUAACUCAUUGCCAUCAUACAUACUUGAGCUAAACGACCCGGAUAUUGGAGGACCUGUGGAAUACAUGCCAACUGAUGAUGGAUCAUCUUUGAAAGUUAUCGCAUGGGAUUUAUUACCACCAAUAGAACAAGAACCUACAAUAAUCACUUCGGAAAAUCAUUUACCAAAACUUGUUUCUGGUAUCGAAGAUCCUACAACGCAUAAAAUUAGAGUAUCUUUAGCUGCGGAACAGAACUUCCGUGCACAAGCACCUCAAAUUGAUGUUUCCAAUAAAGGAAGUGUUUCCGUGGUAUCCCUUACUGGUCCGCAAGAAAAUAAGAUUCAUGCCACGAGUUCAACUACAAUUACUCCCAAAUCGACUACCGCGCGCACGACGAGGCCCACAACUACAACCACAACCACAACGACAAAAGCUAUUACAACAACUCGUCGUCCAACCACAACAACAACAACAACACGUCGUACCACAACUACUAGACGUAAUCCAACAACUACAACAACGACCACACCAGCACCACUUGAUCCAAACGACUUUUUCCAAUUAGAAAACGGUGACUCAUAUACUCUACCCUCAUGGUUAGCUGAUAUUGAUGACCCUGAAUUGGAUGCAGCAGUUAGUUUUAUUGCCCCAGAAAAUAUACACGAAUAUAAUGAUACUAUUUCGCGGGAUAUUCUCCCUCCACUUGAACCAUACACCGAUCUUAAUGACAUUGAGGUGCCAGAAGAUCUUCGUACAACUUCCACCACUACCAGCCGGCCUCGUACCACAUCUACGCCUUCUAAGUCUCGUCAAACGUUUAGUACCACCCCUAAAAGUUUUACUGUAUCCACACCUCGACCACAUUGGGUACGCGCAUAUCCCACAACUACCAAAACUACCACUACUACAACCACUCAAAGACCCAACUCUUUUGAUGAUCGUUUUUCCUCCAAUCAUAUAGCACAAACGCAUGAUUCGACAUUUGCAUCAACUUCUACCUUUCCCAAUUCGAAAGUGCACACGUCAUUCCUUAGUAAUAGCGUUAUCAGAACCACGACUAGCACGACGACACCAAAACCUCGACUAACGACAACGGCGGCACUUCCGCACCAUAUCAAUAGAUAUCAACAAGACAUCAAUAGAUUUAAUGAAAGUUCUUCCACUAUCGCAGAUUAUACAGCAAGUACUGAAGUGAAAAACAGUCAAGAAGCCGCAACAUCGAAAUUCUCUAAUUCAAAUCCAUUCUUACCAGCACUCAAUAGUGGUUCACGUCCAUUUUCGUCUCAGAAUGCAAAUAAAUAUACUACCAUCACGACAACGACUACUACAACUACAACUCCUGCAACUCCAAUAGAAGAAAAUCCGUUCGAUUCCGUCACUUUACCAUCGUGGUUAGCUGAUUUCGAUUAUCCCGACUUGGCUCCAGGUGUGCCGUUCAUAUACAAUGCUGAUGAAUCGAAUUCGGAUGUUUCCAAUGAUUUACUGCCACCUUCGCAGCUGUCUGCUGAAACAACAGAUACAACGAAACCAAUUUUCAUAACAUCCUCUCCCACAUCCUUUAACUCCUUUCAAAUUGCACCAAGUUCAACUAAUCGGCACGAUUCCACUUUUGCUUCCGCCUCCACCUCUACUACACGUACGCUCGCUUUUAAUAAUUCCCCAUCAAAAGUCAUCACAACAGCCAAACCAUUCAACAUCCAAAACCCAUUCGCGAAAGUGCCUAAUAGCAACAAUAACAAUCAAGAGGCAGUCACUUUGCCGCCAGUGCUAUUUAUUCCACCAACUGCAGAUGCCGAGAGUAAAUUCGACAUUGUGGCCUUUAACGAUGUCAGCAAGGCAGAUCCUCAUUUUGAUCGUGAAAACGCAGCAACAACAGCUGACCAAAUUCAUAACAAGAAACCAUCCUCAUCAAGUUUUAAUAAAAAUUUUGCAGCUCCAUUCGAACCAACGUCGACGGCUGGCAGCGCCGAUACAUCGGCUUCCACAGAUCAAGAUUUUGGCAGCUCAACGAAAACCACAUUUUCGAAGAGUAACGAAGGCAAAGUGAUUACUAACAACGUAUUUGGUACUUCCAGCGGCAUUACAACUGCAACUAAACAAGUUGGAUUGAGUGCAGGUACCACUGCCGGGCAAGCAGCUUUUGAAAAAGACUUCCAACAUAGUAGCAGCAGUUUCGUCGGAACUUCGAAUGCCUUCAAUAAGGCCUCAACUCCGAGCGCGUUCUCAACCUUCAACAAUGCUCAACAGAGCACGAAUUUCAAUAGUUUUAAUAACAAGGGCAGUAGUAGACCAGCAACUAAUGUAGAUACUGGAAAAUAUACUGGAGGUUUUGGCGGAUCUCCAGGUAUUUUGGGUAGUGGAAAAUUAGGUUCCGCAGUGCGAGCAGAUGGAUCCAUACGUCCUUCGAAUGGUGCAUUUACACAGGCAACGGCCAUUGCACCUACAGCAUCACCAAAGCUCCCAACGAAUCCUAACUUUGCAAAUCGCGUUGGAAUUUCAGCUUCCACUGGUUUCGGGAUCGAUACUGGAGUCGGUGCUAAUAAGUACCAAGGCACAUUUGGUGGGCCACCCGGAGUGUUGAUACCUUUUGACAAUGUCAAAAGCGGAUAAAUAGAAGUAAGGACAGCUACGAACUCAUCGCAGCAUCAAAGAUUAUUUAUUUAUAACAUACUUUUGUUUUUACAAUAUGUCAGAGAGUAGUAUUUUAGUAUAUCUUUCGAAAUUCUGGUUACAUUGUAUUUCGAACAAGUUAAGACAAUGUUAAUCCCAUAGUUUUCUAUAUGUGCAUAUGUAUGUAUGAUUAUGAGUUUAACAUUUUAUGUAAUUAAAAAUAAAAAUUUAAAAAUUGCUUAUAACUUAUUUGGUUUUCAAAUUUGAACAAGAAAUAUAUAAAAUAUAUAUUUAUUUUCAGAUGUUUUAUUGUUUAGAAAAUUAAUGCGAAACUUGUUAAACCAGAGAACUUGUAACAAUGAGAAGGUGCAAAUCGAAUUUUGUAUGAUUCUAAUGCUAAAUAAGGAUUAGAUUACAACAGAGUUUACUUUCAAAGAGGAUAAAUUCAAUCAAAUUAGAUUCAGAGCUACUGAUCGAAAACGACGGAUUAAUCGGACUUAACGAUAUUAACUUCGGUGAGGUUUGUAGAGAUGAUGUUGUGCCAGCGGCAUUAUUUUGAUCACUAUCCUGUGCUGUAGUCGCCUGAGCUACUAUAGAUACGCCAGGUGAUGUUCAAAAUGAACUAACUGGAUUUGUGCUGGAUAUGAUAUUUACAUUUUACGUACGGUCCAAUUUCGACUAAAUACGUCCGAGGACAAAGUAGGUAUUUAUUUCAAUCCUCCGGGUUUUAAUAUUCGGGCAAGAAUUCAAGGGGUUACGAUUGAUAAAGACUACCUUUUUUUUGUUUUUUGACUGAUGUUGAGUAGCUUGUUGUCAGACUGGGCUGCCAAUGGAUUUGUGCUACCACCAGCCGAAGGCAAAGUGAUCACAAUUCUACUGGCAUGGUAGUGUGUAAAGCUAUAUGCGCGUAUACAAAAUCGAUCAGAGUAAACAUAUCGAAGCAUCAAAGGUUGUUUAUUUAUAAAACUUUUGUUUUACAAUAUGUCAAAGAGAAGUAUGUUACACCUAAUUCUGUGUUCACAUUCAGGGGUGUUGUAGAAUCUGAUAGUUGUCGGAAUCAGAAUUGAAACCGAUAAAAAAAAUUUAGUAGGUGUCAUGGAUUCAGAUAUUAUUGAUUUGACGUUUGAAACAGAAAUUGUAUUGGUUUUGGGUGUCACGGAAACCAAUUUUAUCGAGUUAUCAGAAACAAAGCAAGAUAAUUUUUGCUGACAGAUUUGAAAUAUAAGUUAAGAAAUUUCACAUAUGACUCCCCUGGUAUAUCAAGUGGGCUACUGUGAUGUUUUAAUAUCUUCCUUUUAAUUUUUUCGUUGCCUAUUUUUCUUUCAAUAUAAUAAACUCAUUGUAAACUCUAGUAGCCUUCAUGCAGCAUUUCAAAUUUAUCAAACGUUUGCAAAUUUAUUCAUUUGCAAGUUUUGUCACAUUAGUAAACAGCUGAUUCGAAUAUUGGUUUUGCAUAUGUUCGAAAAGACGAAAAUCCAAUCAGACUCUGUGACACCAUUGAAAAUUAGAAUUUUAGCACGAUCCAAAAUUUUUUGGGCUUGAAUUUUAUGACAGAUUAAUUUUUGCGAGAUAGGUUCAUAAGGGGAACGAUCAAUGUCGGUUUUUUUCAAUUUUUUUUUUACAUGGUUUUUUCUGGAACCAAUCAACCGUGUAAAAACUGAAUUAGGUGUAUUCUAGUAUAUCUUUCGAAAUUCAGAUUACCUUGGAUUUCGAACAAGAGAAUGUU